AUGCCGCGAAGGACCGAAGCCAUCGAUGACUAUGCUUCCGCAGUACCGCAGAUCAUUCUGUCAUCGUCAGAUGGGGAUUUCCUCGACCACCUCAUUCCGGUCUUAAAGGAUGCGUCAAAUUCCCGCAGGACUCCGGCGCUAAUCCAAUGUCUCAAUCAAUACACGGAAGAGCGCGAAGCCGACAUCGAGCGAAUCGGAAUGACGAAGCACGAGGAGUUCCUGGACUCUGUCAAUCAGUUACAGAAUGUUCGCGAAGAUACCGUUGCGCUCAUUGCCGAGAUUUUGAAAUUGAAUCAAUCCAUUCAAUCGAGUACCGAACAGCUUGCGGAGCAGAAGAGCGCCCUAGUCAACACAAAGGCCGUCCGACAGAACAUCUCAGAUGCCUCGGACGCUCUGAAGGAGUCGCUGAAAGUGCUCCACGCCGUCAACUAUGCCCAUGACCUCGUGCGACGGAAACAAUACUAUUCGGCGCUUAAAUCGCUGGAGGAUCUCCAGAACGAGCAUCUUGUUCCGACAUUGCAAAACCGCUAUGCCACCCAGCACAGGCUUGCCGACGCCAUUCAGAAGUCUAUUCCUUCUUCCAGGAAAGCAAUAUCCGAAGCGGUCAUGGCAGAUCUAAACACAUGGCUCUUUCGCAUUCGAGAAGCAUCUCAAUUUCUUGGGGAGCUUGCUUGGUAUUAUACCGAGCAGCGACGGUUACGGCAAAAGAAGAGAGUUGAUGAAGAUUCAUUCUUGUCCAAUUUCAAGCUGAAUUCGGCCAUUGAGCUUGUUUGCGAUGAAAGCGAAGAGCUUGAUGUACUGGACAAUGAAGAACUUCAAAUCGCCUUUACGCCUCUUUUCGAAGCAGUCCACAUCCACGAGGCAUUGAACCAAUCAGACCGCUUUCGUUCGGAAUAUGCAGCCACGCGCCGACAGCAGAAAGACCUGCUCUUGCCCAGCUCGAUCGACCUAUCUACAGAAGACGAAGGGUCUCUCAGCAGCUUGCUGGAAGGCAUAACUGGAUUCGCAAUCAUCGAAAAGGCCACCAUGCGGCGGGUUCCGCAUUUGCGAUCUGCUAUCGAGGUGGAGGAGUUGUGGGAAUCGAUGUGCAGCACAGCAAUCAACGUAGCAUCGAAAGCACUGAACGAUGUGACGAAUGCUGAGGUGCUGCUCAAGAUCAAAGGGAUUGUUGCUCUGUUCAUUCAAACGAUGCAGGGAUAUGGAUAUCCUGUCUCAAGCUUGGAGACUUUCAUGCUUACGCUCUUCGAUAAAUACGCUGAGCUUCUCCGGCGCAGAUUCAGUGAAGACUUUCAAGAAAUCGUAUCAACAGACGAUUACAUGCCCAUGGCCAUCAAUUCUCAGGAGGAAUUCGACAAGGUCCUCAACGUCAGCUGGUACACGCCAGAACAAGAUGUCGAGAAUAUCACGUUCCCUUGCGUUCUGCCAUUUUCUCAAAUGUAUCCCCUGUGUUGUAUCGAUAUCCAAAAUUUCCUCAACCAGUUUUAUUUCUUCUCCGAUGACCACUUCCAACAUUCGGAUGUCAUUGAUGAAUCACUACGGAAGUCCCUCGAUAAGCUCCUGACCGAAAAAGUCUGCCAAUCCCUGGUUGAAAGACUCAGCUCUCAAUAUCUAGGCCAAAUUGUUCAGAUUCUGAUCAACUUGGAGCAUUUCGAAACCGCGUGCCAAGAAUUAGAGCUCUUGCUCAUCAGUGCAAGAUCAUCCACAUCCGCAGGCGGUCCCUUGAAGCUCAAUGCCACCGAAGAAUUCCGAAAUAAUAAAAAGACGGCGGAGAAACGAAUUUUCGAACUGGUCAACUCCAAGAUAGAUGAUCUUGUAGACACAGCCGAAUACGACUGGUUUUUGGCCACCGAUCCAUCAGAGCCCAGCUCAUAUAUGCAGACAUUAACUCGCUAUCUGUCAAAUAUCAUGAACUCUACUCUUCUGGGUCUUCCCCGAGAGAUCAAAGAGCUCAUUUACUUUGACGCAUUGAGUCAUACUGCGGAGAAGAUAUUGGCACUCCCACUCUCCCCCGAGGUCAAAUCUAUUAGCUUCAGUGCUGUAUCAGCCCUGGCUCAGGAUGUCCAAUACUUGACAACAUUUGUCAAUAGCCUUGAGAACGGCGAAAUGCUCAAGGAAAAUUUGGACGAACUGCAACAAACUGUCAACCUUCUACAAUCCGAAAACAGCGAGGAGUUUUACGAUAUGUCAGUGCGAAAUAAGAAAUAUAAUCGCGUCGACGCCCUCAACGGCCCCGUAUUGCUAGAGAAACUGAAUACCAGUGCCUCCCAUGCAUCUAGCAGAAGUGCGCCGCUGUCCAAUCUGUCUUCUAGAUUUGGAAUGAUGAAAUGA
Molecule: messenger RNA, 2328 nt
Organism: Akanthomyces muscarius
Lineage: Eukaryota; Fungi; Ascomycota; Sordariomycetes; Hypocreales; Cordycipitaceae
Exons: 9
Coding region: 1-2328 (775 amino acids)
Biological process (GO): Golgi to plasma membrane transport; intracellular protein transport; exocytosis
Cellular component (GO): membrane; exocyst
Source: RefSeq, a predicted model, not a curated record